UGAAAUCCCAUCCGCGGCCGCCGCGGCCGCCUCCCCGAGGGGCGGGCGCAGGAGGCAGCCCCCGGGGUAUAAAGGCGGCGGCGGGGCGGGCAGGUAGCGCUGCUCGGGGGCCGCGGGAGCCGCAGCACCGACGGGACGGCACCGACGGCACGGCGCGGCGCGGCACGGCACCGACGGCACGGCACGGGACGAUGCGGGCGCUGGUGGCGCUGCUGGCGGCGCUGAGCUGCGCGGCCCCGGCGGGGCGGGCGGCGGCGCCCGGCGGCGCCCUCAGCUCCAACGCCAUCAAGGGGGGGGCGGCCGCCAGCGCCGCCCCCGCCGCCGCCGCCGCGCCCUUCGACGGCAGCAACAAACCUCCGCCGGCCGCCACCCGGCAGCCCUUCCCGUGCGCCGAGGACGAGGACUGCGGCCCCGACGAGUUCUGCGGGGGGGCGGCCCGCGGCGGGGGCGCCCCGCUCUGCCUCGCCUGCCGGAGACGCCGCAAGCGCUGCCUGCGCGACGCCAUGUGCUGCCCGGGCACGGCCUGCAGCAACGGGCUCUGCACGCCCCCCGAGCCCCCUCCCGGCGCCGCCGAGCUGGACGAGACCGGCGCCGAGGCGCUGCCCCGACGGACGCCCGCGCCCGCCUGGCUGCCCGCCCGCAAAGGUGAGGAGGGGGACUUCUGCCUGCGCUCGUCGGACUGCGCGGCCGGGCUGUGCUGCGCCCGCCACUUCUGGUCCAAGAUCUGCAAGCCGGUGCUGCGGGAGGGGCAGGUGUGCACCAGGCACCGGCGGAAAGGCGCCCACGGGCUGGAGAUCUUCCAGCGCUGCCAGUGCGCCGAGGGGCUGGCGUGCCGCCUGCAGCGAGACCACGGCCCCCCCGACGCCUCCCGCCUGCACACCUGCCAGCGGCACUGAGCAUCCCCCCCACGACGGGACGGAUGGAUGGGAUGGACGGACAGAUGGAAUAGACGGACGGGACAGACUCCGGCCCCGCUUGUGGGGGGCUCCCCUCCUGCACCCGCAGCCGGAGCGGAAGGUUGUUUCUCUAGGGAACUACUUUUAAGUGACUAAUUGCAGUACGUUACUGUGUUGUGAAUACUCGAGGUGGCACUUAGCUGUACAUACGCCGGGACUUUUAACGAUUAUUCCGAGGGUGCUGCCUUGUGCUCUUCAAGCCAUGACUGUGACUUUGUACACACUGGGUCUUAAAUUGAGUUCGACGGAUGCGACCGCCUGUUUGUGAGCCAAUAAACGAGUUCUUCAAAGCGCGCCUGAGCUGCCUGCGGGAGGGGAGAGGCGGCCCCACGCCGAGCCUGGGGGGGAGAAACCCUGAGGGUGGGGGGGAGCGGGGCGGACGCCUCCUGCCUGGUUUUCACAUGGGGCGAGGAGGGAGUGAAGGAGGCAUCGCUGGCGCCAACCGGGGGCGCAUGCCCCGACCGCAGCGAGCUGAGCAGGAGCUCAGCAUCUCCAUCUGUGCACCAAGCUGUGCGGUCUCUCUGCUCUAGGCACAAUAAAAACUUUUUUUUUUUGCUUCA
Molecule: messenger RNA, 1516 nt
Organism: Cygnus olor (mute swan)
Lineage: Eukaryota; Metazoa; Chordata; Aves; Anseriformes; Anatidae
Gene: DKK1
Product: dickkopf WNT signaling pathway inhibitor 1
Biological process (GO): negative regulation of canonical Wnt signaling pathway; multicellular organism development
Cellular component (GO): extracellular region
Molecular function (GO): co-receptor binding; receptor antagonist activity
Source: RefSeq, a predicted model, not a curated record